Brugia malayi is the source of this 1767-nucleotide messenger RNA. RefSeq lists its product as uncharacterized. The transcript is spliced from 11 exons. The record is from RefSeq and is a predicted model, not a curated record. Bases 1 to 1767 code for a protein of 588 amino acids. Gene Ontology annotation, molecular function: RNA binding. Lineage: Eukaryota; Metazoa; Nematoda; Chromadorea; Rhabditida; Onchocercidae.
AUGAUUACGAAAAGAAACAAAAAACAGAAUUUGGAACAUUUCGAGUAUACUAAAAAUACUAAAGAGGUGAAAGAUGAAAAGACUGAAAUAUUAGGUUCAUCCAAAUCCGGCAUGAAAAUGGUUGGAGAACAAUCUAUUGGACAGAGUAGUGCUUUUGCUGUGCUUGAUUCGCAGUACAAAUCAUGGCGAUUGAUUGUGCGCAAUUUACCAUUUAAGACGACACAGGAAGAUCUACAAACAGUAUUUGGCAACUUUGGCCCACUCAGUGAAAUUGUUUUGCCGAAGUGCAAAGAUAAACGGUUCCCUAAUUCGUGUGCUGGUUUCGCGUUUAUCCAAUUUCGGAAACGUCAGAAUGCCAUGGAAGCAAUUGAGAAAUUAAAUAUGUCUGAGGUACUGGGAAGAAAAAUUGCAGUGGACUAUGCUUUGUCGAAAGAUACUUACGAAACAGUAGUACAUGAAGAAAAACAGAAGAAUGAAGAAAUUAAGAAAGAAAUCAAGCAAGAGGUUGAGUCGAACGAUGGCAGUAUCAUUGAGAAGGAGGGAAGAGACGAUAGCGAAAUCAAGGAAGAAGUAGUGAGUGAAGGCUUAUCUGAUGAAGAUAGUUACAAAAUCGAAAAGAAAUCAGAAAAACAAGCUGCACAAGAAUUCAAGGAAGACAAAGCAGUAUUGGAAGGACGUGUCGUAUUCAUCAGAAACUUGUCAUAUGAAACAACAGAUAAGGAGUUGAAGGAAGCCUUGUCCAAGUUUGGGAACAUUUCAUUAGCAGUUCUUUGUUAUUACGCGGGUAGUGAGCACCCAAAGGGAACCGCUUUUGUGCAUUUCGAAACAGCUGAUGGGGCAGAAAAAUGCUUAUCUGCCAUUGAUCAGGCUCCUGGUAUUUUAAUUGGUGGUCGUCGAAUUUUCGGUCAUCAAGCAUUGCCAAGAAGUGAAGCAGCAAGAAUUGAAAAGGAGAAACUGUCAAAAAAACCAAAAGACAAGCGAAAUCUUUUCCUUCUACGUGCUGGUUUUAUACGACCUGGUUCAACUGCUGCAGCUGGGAUGAGUGAAGCAGAUGCUGAGAAGCGUGCACGUAUGGCAGUAGUUGCACGAAAAAAGCUAAAGAAUCUUCACAUGUUUGUCUCUCCAACGCGUUUGGUUGUUCACAAUUUACCAAAACCUUUAACAGAUAAAGCCUUUAGAUCGAUGUGCUUUAUUGCAGCUGGCAAUCCAGAUGCCAAAAUAACUGAAUGUCGGAUUUGGCGAGAUAGAAAUAAAUUAGGUACGUCUGGUGAAGCCGUAUCUCGAGGUUUUGGCUUUGUCAACUUUUUGAACCAUGAGGAUGCAUUAUCAGCUAUGAAGCAUUUAAAUAAUAAUCCGGAUAUAUUUACCAAAGAAAAGAGACCCAUUGUUGAAUUUUCUAUUGAAAACCUGGUUGCUCUUCGACUUCGUGAAUCAAGGCUGAAGAAGUCGCAGCAGAACCAAAAGGGUAAUGAACAAGUUAUAUGUGAUAAGAAUAAACUGGAUUUGGAACAAACAAAGAAGCAUCUUUCGGCUGGUGGACAGAAACCUCUUCCUUCUUAUUUGGGACCAAAAAUUCGAAAAAGAGAUGCAAAUAUGAAAAAAGCUCAGGUGAAACAAAAAAUUGGUAAGAAAAGAAAACUGCAAGUAAGAAUGUCUGGAACAGUAUUAAAGAAAAGAAAGACAAAUCAUAUAGCUGAAGCGACGCCGAAGAAGAAAAAGACAAGUCGUUCUAAACAGCUUACAAAAUAUCUUACCCUCUCAGGUUGA